Molecule: messenger RNA, 1357 nt
Organism: Achroia grisella
Lineage: Eukaryota; Metazoa; Arthropoda; Insecta; Lepidoptera; Pyralidae
Exons: 5
Coding region: 203-1357 (384 amino acids)
Source: RefSeq, a predicted model, not a curated record
CUUGGAAAUAAAUAUAUUAAACAUGUUCGAAUGAGUUGAUAUUCAAAUAUGUGUUUCUGUCAGUGAUAUUGAUUUCCUUUAUUUCGAAGUCCACAACUCGAAAAGGAUGUAGGUAGACCGUAAUGAUUUAUAAUUUGUGUGUAAUAGUUAGCUAAACUACACAGCGAUGUUAGUGCAGCGGUCUUUAUAAUGCGCGUUCAUAAUGAAAACUAAAAGCUUCCUGCUGUUCUCAACAUCAGUGUUUGCUAUAAGUGUAUUUCUAAUUAUAUUUCAUUCACAACCGCCUCAGUCUAUACAGAGCAUCGUGACGCAGACCCAUCAGCAAAUAAAGGAUUUUCAGGUGUCUGUAUCACCACAGGAGAACUUGCGAGAUGUGGAGGAGAGCCAGCUGGUGCAGGAGGAGCGGUACUUUAGAGUGCUGGGCCUGGACGGGCAUGUGGAGGUUUGGCACAACACAACACUGCCAGUGCUCGUUACAUAUGCACGCGGAGACUCCCACGCGAUGGCUGUCAGCUUCGUCCGUGCCGCAGCACGCCUCCCAUACACCGUACUGCUCUACAACCUAGGAUUAAAACCAUAUUCACUGUCUAUGGUAUCAAAUUACUGCAACUCAUCAAAGUGCGCCAUCAUUGACUUUGAUUUGGAAGCAUUCCCAUCGCAUGUCAGUGAUGAAAGUAUUCAUGCAUUUAGACCACUUAUAAUUCAACACGCGCUGAGCCGCGUGGGCGGCGUGGUGUUCUGCGAGAGCUGGCAGCGGUACGUGGGCACCGAGCUGGACGCGCUGUGGUCGCGAGCGGCGGCGUCCCGUGGCGGCGUGCUGGCGUGGCCGCUGCGAGCCGCCGUCACCUCGCUCACCCAUCCUCGGAUGUUCCACUACUUCCACGCGGACGUGGACGACUUCCUGUUCGUGCAGAUGGUGGAUGUGACGCGGCUGAUCGUCGCCAACAAGCCCGCAGUCGGUGACGUCAUGCGACCGUGGAUACAGUGCGCGCUCACGCUCGACUGCAUCAUGCCUAUAGGCGCGCAGUCAGGCGGGUGCCGGUUCGACAAGAAGCCGCAGUACCGGUAUUCCGGCUGCCACGGGCAGGACGCGUCCGCGCUGAGCAUCGUACUGGGACUCCGCUCGGGGUUCGAGGAGUCUGCGUACGCGGCACGGGGCGGUGCGGGGUGGCGGCGCGAGGCGGAGGCAGCGGCUCGUGCCGAGCUGGCCGCGCUGCCGGAGCUCACCCAGCUCGGCCGGUCGACAUCGCCGCGCAACGCCUCCGACGCGGACGACAGGGACCCGUCCGCAUCCGCGCGCCCCGCGCCCCCCGCACACCCCGCGCACCAGCCCCGCGCCCCCGACCUGCAGUUCUGA